Molecule: messenger RNA, 852 nt
Organism: Talaromyces rugulosus
Lineage: Eukaryota; Fungi; Ascomycota; Eurotiomycetes; Eurotiales; Trichocomaceae
Exons: 3
Coding region: 1-852 (283 amino acids)
Molecular function (GO): O-methyltransferase activity
Source: RefSeq, a predicted model, not a curated record
AUGGCCAAAAUCGACGUACCUCAGAGGGAAGACAGUGCCCAGGAUGACACCCGGGCCACCGACCUUCUUCACUACAUUUUCAGCCUUCCAAAUCUGGAGGCGAUUCGCGGCAACCCUGCUAAAGUCAUCGAGGCCAUUGAUGACUACAGCGAUAACUAUAAGUUCCUCAUGAACGUGGGAAUUAAUAAGGGGGGACAUGUUGUUUCCUUGAUCCACCAACAGAAACCCUCCACGAUGGUAGAGGUUGGCGCCUUCGUAGGCUACUCGGCGAUCAUGUUCGGCAGUGCUGUUCGUGAAUGUGGUGGAAAGCAAUAUUUCAGCCUUGAAAUUAAUCCAGUUUUUGCGGCAGUGUCAUCCCUAUUGGUCGAAUUGGCGGGGCUGGGAGAUUUUGUCCAGUUCUUGAUUGCACCUUGCAAUGUCUCCUUGGCGAAACUUGUGCAUGAUGACAUGCUCGAGAAUGGCCAGAUAAAUCUGUUGUUUAUCGAUCACUGGCAAAAGCGCUAUGUGCCAGACUUGUGGGUGGCGGAGCAGCUGGGGCUGCUCAAGCCGGGCGUGUCGACGAUCGUGGCAGACAACGUGGUCCUACCAGGAGCACCGGAUUAUGUUGAGUGGGUGACAGCUAGUACCGCAGAGAAGCGGGAGAAAUUGAAGACGGCCGAGACACUUAGUACUCUUAAAGCUGAUUCAUUGGCUGAUCAUAUCAAAAAAACUGGAUAUGGGGCUGGUAAAGUGAACUUGGAUAAUGUGCUUGGGAAUCCCAACCUGAUAUACGAGACCGAGUGUCACAGAUAUCCGUUGCUGAACGCCGAAGAUGCACUUGCUGUGACAAAGGUUGUAGGCCUGGAAAAAUGA